GCUUAAGUGGAAGGAAUCUAAAGCUAGUGCUUACCUCUGCACUUUACAUUGUAUUGAAGAGGGACAUGUCCCUGAAUCGCCGUCUUUAUAAAUGGCUUCUUGGACCUCACGAAACCGUCUCGGCUACCUAUUUUAAAGACCAUGUGCGUGAACACCUUGUGGAAGCUAUUAAGCUCGAGUUUAAGAAAGCCCGUCCUCUUCCCACCCUUGCUAUGCCUUAUAAGAUGCUCGUGGUUUUAGUGGAGAAGUCGGAGAUUGGCAACCACAUCGUCGAUGAGGUUGUCGAUCCAGUUUUAAAGUCGCUAAAGAGCACUGCAGAAACUAUGAGCGCUGAGUGGGAAAAAGUCCUUGCAGCAGCGACCCAUUUCUUUUCGUUGUUGGAUGCGAAAGCGCUUCUUAAGCACCUCACCUCUUCUGUGGAGAAGAAGCGUAAGUAUUCCAUGCCACUGCUACGGAGCAGUCACUGUUAUAUACCUCGAGGUUGCACCUGUCCAAGCCCGGAAGUUGUGGACCGUGGCGAGCCGGAAGCUAAAGCGACGGCUUGUCCAUACACUAAAGUCAUAUCCAUUUUUCUGUUUACACUACAAAUUAUGGACUUUAGUAAACUGCGGAGCACCGAUUUACUGGCUUCGGCAUUUGCUCAAACUUUCAGUGCACUUGUCACGUGCCUUGAGUCACAAUGCCACCUUUUGCCGCUGGUGCAUCUUCUACAGUUGAACAAACUCUGUGCGAAGUUGUUGGAGUCCAUUGAGCGCAUAAAAUCUGCUGAGUCAAAGCAACUGAUUUGUCUUGUAACUUUUUUCAGAUUUUUAUCCACUCUUCUGUCUAUUCGCCUUGUUCCUGCCUUUGUAGAAUGGAGAGAAGCCUCUAGCCCCGCCUAUACUGUUCUCUUUCUUGAGCACUGUAAUAUAGCUGCAAGUAUUAUUUUCUUAACGGGGUCGCUACUUGCUGCUUGCGCCUCAGAUGGCGAAGAUAUUACGGGCUAUGAGUGUGGGAUACCAGAAGAGACUCCAGCGGAGGUUAACAUUGCAGACAGUUAUGCCAUUGCUGGAAGGUCAUGGGUUAGGGACCUCUGUAAAAGUCUUUUGGCCCUUCUUAGAGUGCCCAUGUGGGCUGUAGUACACUCAGCUUUUCGAUGUCAUUCCGAUUUCAUGGCCUGUGAUAUGACAUUAGUCUACAAUGCAGAGACUUUUUUCGCGACUGCAGCCGAAAUUUUGUGGCGAUGGUUACUUCCCACCACUUCUAUUAGCCAUGUUGAAACCAUCGAAAUAGUUACAGAUUUCUUAAAGCUUCAUCGACUGCACGCCAGGUGCACUGCUGAUGAUCUUUCUGUCUGCGAGAAACUGGUUUGUCAACUUCUUACCAGCCCAGAACAGCAAAUGCGUUUGACCGCAGCCUCUCGCUUUUCUACGCUCUGGCGUUUAUCCGGUGGUCUUCAAGGCGGAAAGGACGGAACCGUCCUUUUAAAAAGAGCAGUUCUACUGAUGAAGGACUUGAUCCACGAUGAGGACGUCACCGUCCAGCAUGAAGCCCACUCCUGGCUGGCGCUAGCCUUGGCCAACUUACCCUCUCUUCUUCACCCGCUAUUGGAAAUUCUUCUGCAUCCCUCAACCCGCCGUCGCCUUAACGAAGGUGGUGGCCCUUGGGAAACUCUUGUUUACUUGGAGAGACGAACUGAUAUUGCUCAACUUCAAUACGCGAUGGACUCCAUUCAGUCCUUGCUAAGGGAGCAUCCAUGCGAAUUCAUGAAUGCACUUCUUACCGUCCAUGUUUCGGAAGCGUGCUACCUUUUCUCUUUAUACACCAUCCAGUUAGAUAACUUGAAUAUCACUUCUCCUACCAAUAUCGAUUCUUAUUUUCUUCUUCUCGCCGUUCCUGUAGUAUGGAUUAUACAAAGCGAAUUUCGGGCGUCGUCUUCUUUAUCGUUGCGCCAACUUAAUUCCAAACUUCGUGUACAAGCCAGUCACCUAGUGAGCUCACUUUUUUGCGCACUUGCUUCUGUAAGCUGCAAAGAGACAAAAAGCGCUGCUGCACUACUCUCUUGGUUGACAACUGUCCGAGAGACCCUUCAUUACUGCUUAACUUCUACGCUGUUAUCUAACGUUUUCGAAUUACAGCCUACUUUACUUGAGGGUUUGAAGUUUCUUUUGAUUGUCAUAUACAUGUGUGAUUCAUCAUCUAUUACCUGCACAAUCUCCUAUGAAACUUCCAUUAAGACUGCAUUUUCUCUGCAAGAGCCAGUAAGAGUUUGGAAGUACUGGAUAGAACACCUUAUGAACUGUUUACCGCUUAUGGGUACGAGUUCUGCUGCCCUCCUGACUCUGUCUAUACAGUCCCUAUGCCGUUGCCUCGACUCGCUGGACUUGUUGACCGUCGAUCCGCAUCACCCAGUCAUUUUGCUAGAGGGCCUUAAAGGCUUCCUCCGCUAUUGCAUCCCCCAAGAGAAACGCCCAGACCGCAUGGAAAAAAUUGAGUUGUCCGGAAGUUCAUCAGGUGCCUUCAGCCUUAUUAGUGCAAUGAAUAUUAGGCUUUACCAGUGUGGCAAUAAAGGUUUAGCCUAUAAUCUGGACUCCCUGGAUGUGUCGGAGCUUAUCCUCGUUCUUGUUCGUUGCAUGGCUGAAACUCUAGCUACUUUGUGGAAUGAAGGCCUUUCCUCCAAAGCGUUAUGGCCUGCUGGUCUGCUUUCUGCUGUUGGGUGUAUAAAGGCCCGGAACCACCAUAUUGAGGCACCCUUAAAAACACUAAAAGACCUCGUGUUAGAUAUUUUGAACAUUAUGUUUUACAACUUUCCGGAACAGUUUAUCGCCUCAGUGCUCUCCUUAUGGCCAGCAGACAAUCCUGAUGUCAGCCCUUCUUUAAAGGAAUUAUGUCGUGCAUCCCGUGCACCCACCGAAAGAAUGGAUACUGCUAUUCAUAUGCUAACUAUGUUCCACGGAAGAGAGGCGGGCUACGUUGUGCAAUGCCUUCAAAGCAGACUGGAGCGCAAGGAGCAGCCUGUUGACUGUUCGCUUCUAGAGUUCCUCCACCUUUACUUGAUGAAGUGUGACGGCGAAGCUUUGAAGGUCAUCUGGGAAGCCCUUCUGACUUUAAUCCGCCGGCUUAACUCUUCUGCUCUCGCACUGAACUCCUUGUUGUGGCAAUAUCUCUGUUUCUGCGUGUGUGUCGAUCGGCACAAUUUACUAGGAGACCGCCGUUUGCUUCGUCCAGCACAGGAAGUCUUCUAUAUGCUCUCGAUGGCCAUACUAAAUGAUACCCUUUCCUGUUCCAAGGUCUCCGAGAAGGCGCAUGCGUUGAAAAUAUUUACAACACGGUUUCUAAAGGCCAUUGAAUUAAUUUUUCCUCGGGGGAACAAGGACAGAACAUAUUACAUAUCGAGUAUUCUCAGUCCAGUUUUUACUGCAGUCAGAAAGGAACAGCUUUAUGGUGUGCGCCCCUGGGCGCAAGCCGAAGUAGUGGAUUUUAUUGCAUCCGUCACCGAAAAUCUUUCUUUUUUCGACGUCUGGAAAAAAGAAGUGCACGACAUAUUUAUGGCACCCAACUUUUUUAGAACUACAGAAAUCUGCCUGCGGCUCUGGAGCAUCUGCAUUAAGAACCUUACUAACAACGAUACCUCUUUAUUGGAAGAACUUCUUGACCAGGAGUGGUCGGUGGGCGGUGUGAAUCCGUUGGGACUUUUCGGCAAUCUGGAGCAGGAAACCGGGCAGAGGGCCCUUAUGCUCAACCGUGUAGCAUUCAUCCUCUUUGCUAACCAGAUGGACCAGUUUCAGCACUUGCUUCCGCAUAUAAUGGAAAAAAUUGUCGAGUGUAUGAAGCAUCCCAACGCCUGCCGGCUUCACUCCAAAGUCCUUUUCUUGUUUAGAGUUGCCUUGCUGCGAUCUUCUCCAGCAUCCUUGACCUCCUGGUGGACCUCUUUCAUAUUUGAGAUGGAGAAAAUAUUAGUUGAUGCGCUUCACUUUCUAGAAGUUGGACGAGAAUUUGACGAUGAUAGGUUGUCCAGCAUUCUCUCUUGUUGUAAAGUUUUGGAUCUGGUUUCCUCCCUUCCGGUCGAGCGCUUUAAAUUGCAUCAGUGGGUCUUUUUUUGUUCAGCAAAAUCUUCUACAUCUUCCCCUUUGUCCUGUUUUACUCCAUUAUUGGAGCGUUUGUAUCUCCACAUCCAAGCGAGCAGUCCUGCGCUUCCCGAGAGUAGUAGAGAUUAUAUAAAGGACAAAGUCGAGGGUGAUACCUUAUUAGAUGAAUUCGGGAGGAGAAAAUUGCUUUUGACGCUGAGAAGUAUAAAGCACAUUAGCGAACUUGGCCCCUUUCUUGCAUUCUUUGAAAAUUUCACUCGCAAAGCGGAAGUUUUAAAGUGUGAAUUGGACCUAGAUAGCGUUUCUGCUAUGAUUUGUCAAGAGUUUAUAGAAUCUUCGGUGUAGGUUGUCAGGCCAAUGACAUAACAAUUGAAACGGCAUUUUUAGAUCUGUAUAGUUUUGUCGUACUUAGAG
Messenger RNA from Zophobas morio, 4481 nucleotides. RefSeq lists its product as uncharacterized. The transcript has 41 exons. The record is from RefSeq and is a predicted model, not a curated record. Gene Ontology annotation, cellular component: trans-Golgi network; endosome. Gene Ontology annotation, biological process: Golgi to endosome transport. Lineage: Eukaryota; Metazoa; Arthropoda; Insecta; Coleoptera; Tenebrionidae. Bases 66 to 4412 code for a protein of 1448 amino acids.